CAGAGAAAUGUCAGCGCAUCCCUAGCGCGGGCCUACGGAAUAGAGGUACCUCGCCGUGGCCUCCCGCCUAUACGGCACCUCACCGGUCCCCCGUGGUACUUCCGCCGGACUUGUAUGCCCGAUGCAAAUGGCCCAGGUGCAACUGGCAGGUGCGACCUGGCUUUUUUUUUCCGCCCGAAGCUUCCCGGCAACACAAGUUCGUAGCCGUAACUAGUAGCCGUCCCUGAGUGAACAACCGCAUCACGAACCUGGUUCCUCUCUUUUGCCUCAUCAUUUUCCUUUUCCGUUUCCCUCCCCCUCCCCCAAUUCCUCCAUCCCCCUUAACCUACGACUCGCCGCGACUCUCCUCGACGCCUCUCUCGACUCCUACACACCCUCUCGACCCCCUCGAUUCCUUCGAACCCCUUCAUCACGAUGUUGUCGCGAAGACUAGCUACCGCCGCCCGCAUGGUGCCGGCGGCGCGCACCCUGCGUCCCCGAAACCACCCUCUCAUCAUGCUUCCCGCCAUGAUGCAGACCGUCCGCACCUAUGCCGAUAGUGUUGUCAAGGUGCCUCAGAUGGCUGAGUCCAUCUCCGAGGGUACCCUGAAGCAGUUCUCCAAGGCCAUUGGCGAGUACGUCGAGGCCGACGAGGAGAUUGCCACUAUUGAGACCGACAAGAUCGAUGUUGCUGUCAAUGCCCCCGAGGCCGGCAUCAUCAAGGAGUUCCUCGUCGCUGAAGAGGACACCGUCGUCGUCGGCCAGGACCUGGUCCGCCUCGAGCUUGGCGGUGCUCCUGAGAAGAAGGAAGCCCCUGCCUCCGAGGCUCCCAAGGAUGCGCCCAAGCCUGAGUCAACGCCUGAGCCCAAGCAAGAAUCUACCCCCGAGCCCAAGAAGGAGGCAGCUGCCCCUGCAGCCAGCAAGCCUGAGCCCCCUCGCCAGGUUGAGAAGAAGGAGUCCACAUCUGCCCCAACCACCAGCGGCCCGGGCCUGGGCAGCCGUGAGGAGCGCCGAGUCAAGAUGAACCGCAUGCGCCUCCGAAUUGCCGAGCGUCUCAAGCAGUCCCAGAACACCGCUGCUUCUCUCACCACCUUCAACGAGGUCGACAUGUCCAACAUUAUGGAAUUCCGCAAGCUCUACAAGGAUGACAUCCUCAAGAAGACCGGUGUCAAGCUUGGUUUCAUGAGCGCCUUCUCCCGAGCUUGUGUCCUCGCCAUGCGAGACCUGCCCGGCGUCAACGCCUCGAUUGAGGGACCCAAUGGCGGUGACACUAUUGUCUACCGCGACUACGUCGAUAUCAGCGUUGCCGUCGCCACCGAGAAGGGCCUGGUUACUCCCGUUGUCCGCAACGUCGAGGGCAUGGACCUGAUUGGUAUUGAGAAGUCCAUUGCCGAUAUGGGCAAGAAGGCUCGCGACGGAAAGCUGACGAUCGAGGAUAUGGCUGGCGGUACCUUCACCAUCAGCAACGGUGGCGUUUUCGGUUCCCUAAUGGGAACUCCCAUCAUCAAUUUGCCCCAGAGUGCUGUGCUGGGUCUCCACGCCAUCAAGGAGCGCCCCGUGGCCGUCAACGGCAAGAUCGAAAUCCGUCCCAUGAUGUACCUCGCCCUAACUUACGACCACCGCCUGCUGGAUGGCAGGGAAGCUGUGCAAUUCCUGGUGAAGGUGAAGGAGUACAUUGAGGACCCCAGGCGCAUGCUCUUGUAGAGCAGCUUCUCUGACGCUCUUAUGUGUCUGGCCAGAUAAUACCCGAUAGGCUCAAAAAGGAGGUGGACAUAUGUCGUGUCUGCACGCCUCUAAUAGUCUAGUUGUAUAAUAGAGUUUUGGGACGAAGGGUGUAAACUGAAAGAGAGCCGUUUCCAAAACAGGAAAGUUACUACGAUGAGUGGUUUUGGUGAGCUAUCCCUAGUGAGGAUUUUUGAAUGCUUAGCUUGCUUCUUGCUUGUCAUGAUGGUGUUCUG
Molecule: messenger RNA, 1937 nt
Organism: Ilyonectria robusta
Lineage: Eukaryota; Fungi; Ascomycota; Sordariomycetes; Hypocreales; Nectriaceae
Exons: 4
Coding region: 415-1683 (422 amino acids)
Biological process (GO): tricarboxylic acid cycle
Cellular component (GO): oxoglutarate dehydrogenase complex
Molecular function (GO): dihydrolipoyllysine-residue succinyltransferase activity
Source: RefSeq, a predicted model, not a curated record